Molecule: messenger RNA, 1995 nt
Organism: Hippocampus comes (tiger tail seahorse)
Lineage: Eukaryota; Metazoa; Chordata; Actinopteri; Syngnathiformes; Syngnathidae
Gene: polr3c
Product: polymerase (RNA) III (DNA directed) polypeptide C
Exons: 12
Coding region: 268-1872 (534 amino acids)
Biological process (GO): DNA-templated transcription
Cellular component (GO): RNA polymerase III complex
Molecular function (GO): single-stranded DNA binding
Source: RefSeq, a predicted model, not a curated record
UCCGGUAUCCGCGGCGACAUGACGCAACUGCACAACACGUUAACCUCGUCCCCAAGCUUGCUCUUCACGUGUGAGACACAUUUUAAACUUUAAGCAGUCGCCGAAUAAAGAGGAUUGUGGCUAGAAAAAAAAUCCCUUUGCUGUAAAUCACAUGACGAAAGUGUCACUCCUUUAAAAUUCAACAGUAUCUUUCGUUUUGUAGCGUUGUUAGCGCGUCUUUAUUCCUCUAAUUGUGUUUAUUUUUUGUAAAAACAAAUUUUUGGGAAGAUGACUUCCCAGGAGGUCCGUCUGUGCGGGCUUCUGCUUCGGGAGCACUUUGGAGAAGUUGUGGAGAAAGUGGGCACAACUCUGCUCAGAGGUGGCACACAAAAUCUGAGGAGCAUCCUUCAAGAAACUGGUGUCUCUCUCGACUUGGUGAAGAAGUCGCUCUGUGUGCUGGUGCAACACGGAACUUGCGUGUUCAGCCCGGGCCGCAAAGGACGCGGCAGCCCCAGCGAAUAUCGCGCCAGCUGCCACCUCAUCCUGAGGAUCCUCCGCUACCCACGCUACAUCUACACCGCCAAGACGCUCUACGGCGACACCGGCGAGCUCAUCGUUGAGGAAAUGCUGCAGAGAGGUCGCGUGACCAUGAGCAACAUCGUUAAAACAGUCGCGGAUCGCCUCACGCAGACCAUGGAAGAGGGCCACAGCAUGGAAUACAAGGAAGUGUGUUCUGCCUUUUCCAAAUUGGUGGAGACUCAUUUUCUUCAACGCUGCCCUCGGACGGCAAGCAAAGCCGCUGCGGAUUCUGAGGAAGCUCCCGCCAGCACCGAGCCGCCGGCUCCAGAGAGUUUUGCCGACUGCUACACGGUGCCGCAGGUGACGCUGGUAGGACGAGGAAAGAGGCAGCUUGAGGAUGCCAAAGAGCAAAGCGUUGCAAAGAAGGCCAGGACGGACUCAGCGACUCACGGCGACGAGGGCAUUUACUGGCAGGUGAACUUUGAGCGAUUCCAUCUGCACUUUCGAGACCAGGCCAUCAUCAGCGCGGUGGCCAACAAGCUGGACCAGACCAGCAGUGAGAUCAUAAGGACCAUGCUGAGGAUGAGCGAGGUGACCACCCCGCCCGCGGCCGCCUCCACCAAACCCCUGUCGGCCAACGAGAUCUUCAGAUCCUUGCCGGCUGGCUACAACAUCCCCAGACAAGUUCUGGACCAGUACCUCUCUCUGCUGGUGGAUGACCCGAUGGAGUUUGUGAGCAAAGCUGGCGAGAGUGGAGGCGGGAUGUACGUUGUCAAUUUGCACCGAGUACUUUCCAAUCUAGCGCGAGCCACGCUGGAGUCUGUCGUGCAGGAGAGGUUCGGAUCCCGAUCGGCGCGCAUCUUCCGCCUAUUGCUGAAGAAGAAACAUCUGGAGCAGAAGCAGGUGGAGGAUUUUGCCAUGAUUCCCGCCAAGGAGGCCAAAGACAUGCUCUACACGCUUCUCUCACAGAACCUGGUCCAGCUCCAGGAAAUCCCAAAGACUCCAGACUUUGCUCCGUCUCGCACGUUUUAUCUUUACACCGUCAACCAGCUCUCGACGGCCAGGAUGCUGCUUCAAAACUGCUACAAGACGGUGGCAAACCUCAUCCACAGACGUCUGUUUGAGACAUCCAACAGCAAGCGUCUCCUGGAGAAGUCUCAGCGCAUCGAGGCCAUCCUGGCCUCCUUGCAGGCCGGCGGGGCCGAACCGGAGCAGCUGACGGAGGUGGAGGAGAUGAUCACGGCUCCCGAAAAGCAGCAGCUGGACUCCCUGCGGCUUCAUAUCAAUAAGUUGGAUUCGGCCGAGAACCAAGUGGACGAAACCAUUUUCCUGCUCGAAUCUUACAUCCACGCCACCGCCUCGUCCUCAAGUUGAGUCAUCCCUUAUCGUAUUUGCAAACUGUCAAAACGUCAAUUCAUGAUUUUAUAGUUGAUUUAAGUCAGUUGUGAAUUUUUGUCCAGUUUAGCAAUGAUUGUUUAAUAAAAAUCUGAGUGGGAU